Molecule: messenger RNA, 6180 nt
Organism: Castor canadensis (American beaver)
Lineage: Eukaryota; Metazoa; Chordata; Mammalia; Rodentia; Castoridae
Gene: Atxn3
Product: ataxin 3
Biological process (GO): protein deubiquitination
Cellular component (GO): nucleus
Molecular function (GO): cysteine-type deubiquitinase activity
Source: RefSeq, a predicted model, not a curated record
CAGAGGGCACAGGAGAGCAGGCCAUGAUGAAUGUAUUCACUAUUUGGUUGCUAAUGGUUUCAUAGAUGUAUACAAAUGAGAAAACUUUUCAAAGUGUACACUAUAAAUAUGUGUCGUUUAUUGCAUGUCAGUUUUACCUUAAUAAAGGUGUUUGAAUAAAUUAAAAGAAUAUGAAGUCAAGAACAAGCACAUUGGCUUAAAUCAAUAAAAGAUAAUUCAAAACAAAAAUCCUGCUGUUAUCUUUUUAAGUCAGUCACCUGGAAGCAGCCUCCUCUUAAAUAAAUAUUGCUUGGGACUACAGGCUAGUAGCAGAGCAUGUGCUUAGCAAGCCCAAGGUCUUGGCUUCAGUCCCCUGCACUAAAAUAAAAUUUUAAAAAAGAUAUAAAAUAAAAUAAAGUUCCUUAAGGUCCUUCCUGAGAAGUUAAGAGCACAAAAGGAGGUGUGUUAUAGAGGCUUUGACUGGAGACUGACUCAAGCCAGAAUCAACUCUGGGAAAAACCAGGGCAGGAGACUGCCAAGAUUAUUUAACCCCUCUGGGUUUUAUGAAUAUCUUUAGAAAAAUAUGGCCCAGUAUUCUUUUUCUGUAUGAAGUGAUCACCAUAUUUUUAAGGUCUGAAGAUUUAAAAUUCCACAAGUCCCUUUGUGUCAACUUGUAGGGAAACUUACAUCUUACUAUAUUGAGACUUAUAAAAUACUUAGCUCUUUGAAAUUGAAUUUUCAUAUUUUUAACCAAUUUAUCUUGGACAAAUACAGAUGUCAUGUUUCUAUUUGGUGCCUUUGUUUCUGAUUUAGAUUUUUGUUUAAAAUUAGAUUUUUCACUUUAGAAUCUUUGUUUGAGGUCUCUGCAUAAAGAAGGCGAUGACUGCAUAAAGUAAUAUCAGCAAUGUCAAAAUCUAGGGAAAAAUAGUUGCUCAUGAUUCUGGGCAGUAACUUUUGAAAGUUUUGUAUCUGUGGGUCAUGAAGUAAUGGCAAAAUGCUGUGAAUUACCUGUGAUGGUGGCUCAGUGACGAGGUGGAGAUUACAACUUUUCUUCCUGCGGUGUUGACUUUCUCAAAAUUGGAGUGUUUUAACCAAAAUUAUCAGUAGUGGGAAACUUUGGUGUCCUUGUCAUUUUUUCCACAUCAGUGUGAUAUAUAAUUAGUUCUGUUGGACUGGUACUUUGGAAAAAAGAUUUAAUUGUAGCUUUCAGUAAAUUUUAAAGUACUAUCAGUUUCUUUGGGGACCAUUAAAGUUUAUGGCUUAAAAGAAAUUUUUGCUGCACACUAUGGCUCACAUCUGUCAUCCAAGCUACUUGGGAGGCAGAGUUUGGGAGGCAGACUGCAGUUCGAGACCAGCGUAGGCAAAAAGUUAGCAAGACCCCAUCUCUCCAAAUAAGCUGUAUGUGGUAGUACUUACCUGUAGUCCCAGCUACACUGGAGUCACAUUAUAGGAGAAUUGAGGUCUGGGAUCAGCCCUGGGCAAAAAGCAAGACCCUAUUCAGAAAAACAAAGCAAGAAGUCUGGGGAUGUUUCUCAAAGGGGAGAGCCUCUGCCUAGCAAGCAUGAGGCCCUGAAUUUAAACUCUAGUACCACUAAAAAAAAGAAAAGAAAGAAAGAAAAUUUUUGUCUUUAAAAAAAGCAUCUAAUAGUGGCAAACAUCCAGCAAUUUAAUUUCAAUUUUUUAAAAAUCACAUUAUUUAAGUACUUUUUAAAAAUCUCAGUUUGACAUAUUUCUGUUUAGACAAUCUUGCUGCAUUUUUAAUGUUUUUGGUUUUGUUUUUUGCUUUUAGUUUGUUUUAUAGGAUCUUGCAGGUUUUUUCCCACGUCACCCAGUCUUGGACCACAGUUCUCUUGGGUAACUGGGAUUACAAGUGUGUACCACCAUGCCUGGUUUAUUUCUGAGACAGAGCCUCUCACUAACUUUUUCCCCCAGGACUGGCCGUGAACUGUGAUCCUCCUAUCUCUGCCUCCUGCGUAGCUAUCUAUUCUUAACCUGUGAAAAUUUGUUAUUACUGUAAUGUAGGCUAAUUUAUUGACAUUUUCUUCUCCAGUGGUUUAACUUGAAUUCUCUCUUGACGGGUCCGGAAUUAAUAUCAGAUACAUACCUUGCACUUUUCUUGGCUCAAUUACAACAAGAAGGGUGAUCUGCCAGAUUGUGAAGCUGACCAACUUUUGCAGAUGAUCAGGGUCCAACAGAUGCACAGACCAAAACUUAUUGGAGAAGAAUUAGCACAACUGAAAGAACAGAGAGUCCUUCAGACAGACCUUGAACGAGUCUUGGAAGCAAACGAUGGGUCAGGAAUAUUGGAUGAAGAGGAGGAGGGUUUGCAGAGGGCUCUGGCACUAAGUCGCCAGGAAAUCGACAUGGAGGAUGAGGAGGCAGAUCUCCGCAGGGCUAUUCAACUCAGUAUGCAAGGUAGUUCCAGAAAUAUAUCUCAAGAUAUUCCACAGACAUCAGGUAUAAAUCUUAGUUCAGAAGAGCUGCGGAAGAGAAGAGAAGCCUACUUUGAAAAGCAGCAGCAGCAGCAGCAGGUAGACCCACCAGGACAGGCUUCCCAUCCACGACAGAGGCCAAGCACAAGUUCAGGAGGACUUGGGAGCAAGCUAGAUGAUGCCAUGAGUGAAGAAGAAAUGCUUCAGGCAGCUGUGACCAUGUCUUUAGAAACUGUUAAAAAUAACUUGAAAACAGAAAGAAAAAAAUAAUACCUUUAAAAAGUCAUUUAAUUAUUCAUACUUUGUAACAUUGUCCUGUGUGAUUACAGCAUAGGGUCCAUGUCAGUAAUGUAUCAAAGGGAACAAUGUUCACCAGAGGAAACAAGACAGUUAGGUAGUUUGCAAACAAAAUGAUGAGAGUGGAGCAAUGUCAGCUGUGGGACUAAAUAAUUAUCCUCCAGAUACUAGCCAAAGAGACACUCAGCAAUUAAAGAAAUUGAAAAUAGUUUUCACAUGUUCCUUUUUGUUUGUUGAGUGUGCAAUAUCUAACAUGUCUAAAAUUAGGGCAUUUUUCUUGGCUCUUUUUGGAGACCAACUAAUUAGCUCUUGCCACAGAACUUGUUCCAUACAUUUUGUUUUCUUUUUUCUUUCUUCUGUCGUAGGUAAUUUGACUUUCAUCAUCUAAUAAUUGCUUUUAUUUCGCAUUCACCAAAUUAGCCUUUCAGGAAAGUGUCUCUUAUCUGUGUUAAUUAUAAUAGUGGUUCCAGAAGGUUAACCCUUUCUUCCCCUGACCGUAUCAUGCACUUGGAUGUUUUCCCUGUGUGUUUUUCUCUAUUACAAUUUCUGUUUCCUGCCUUUCAUUGUUCUCCUGCAAUCCUUUUGAAAGAUGGUAAUCUUUUCUGACAUUUUGCUUUUUGAGCCCUCCACAAUGGGAUCAUUAGCUCAUUAUUUCAUGACCUUGAUGCAUUCCUAAAUGCUGAAAUCAGCUCUGCACACAUAUUGGAGAAUGAGGGUUUUGUUUUGUUUAAUGAGCAUGUGCUUUCCAAAUGUCUUUCAAUUAUAUUAGAACCUUCCAGCCUUGCUGCAGCCCUUUCUCCUGUGCUUCAUUUCUUCUGCACCUGAGAAAAGUAGGAAGCACAUAGUAUGCAAGCAAAUCUCCUUCCAAGACUUAACGUGCAGACCCACCAGGAAUGUGUCAUAGGUGAAAUUGGGCCUUCAAGUUUAGUGGUGGGUUCAUUUUAUUUAUUCUUCUGUGACUGGAGCUUUGUGUUCUAUUUAUAGCUGGGUUCUGGAAUGUUUUUUAGUAGGUAUGGCUUGCCAGAGAGCAAUCUGGAACAUGAAAAUAUAUUUAAAUUUAUGCUGAUUUCACACUUGCAUCAUAUUUAAGUAACUUAAAAAUUCCAGAAGUCACAGUACUGAAUAGGUCUGUAAGUAAAGAAGUCCUUAGUUUUGAUAACAUUCUUUACUUGGGAUGCACAGAGAGUGUCCUGCUGAGUCAGUAUAGUGGCAUGAUUUUGUGAGAAUUAACCAUGUCUGUCUGAAAUGGGUGUUUCAGGCUCUGUUAUCUUCUCUCCAUCUCUCUCUCUCUCUCUCUCUCUCUCUCAUACACACACACACAUCCAUCUUGAAGCCCUUUUGAAUGUUGAAUUGUACAUAAGCUAAAACUCAAGAAGAUAAUUUAGGUGACAACUUAGAAAAGUAAAGUAUGGUGUGCUGGCCUACUGGUAUGUGGCUACAUACAUUUUUAUCAGGGAAAGAGUUUUGAUCUAGGAUUCAUUGCUAAUGAAAGAUGAAAAAAUAUUUUUGUGGUUAUAAAAUAGCUGUUUUUCUUGGAUUGAACAGAUUUUUAAAUUAUUUUGUGCCAAUUAAAGCUUACUGAAGUUUCCCUUACACAAUAUUAGGCAGUUUUAUUUUAAAAUCUUAAGUUUUCUUUUAGUAGUUGAAAAUGUUUCCAAAGAAUUAAAAAACUUUAGAUCUGCCAGGGGUGUUGGAGUUAGGACUCCUCCCUCCAGAUUCAAAAGCUAAAACCCUGACUACUGAUAAAAUUAUCCCAGUGUGCUGGCCAUAUUUUCCAUGGAUAUUUUGCCUCUGCCUUUUCCCUUUGUGAAGUUACAUUAAUCUUUUCAUACAUUUGAAGAACUACCUAAUACAAAAAUGAGGAAACCAAUGUGCAUUUCAGAGUUUUAAUUUUAGAGUUUAUAAAGUUCAUAUAUUACCUCCCCUAGGAAAACUACUUAAGAAAAUAUGGCAUGUGGGCCUUUAGAAACUUUUUAAAGCAGAUCUGAGCAUACACUGGAUGUUUGAAUAUGUUUUUCUGUUCUGUUGUGAAAUUGUUGCAUUUGGCAGGCAGAUCCAGAAUCACCUUUGAACUCUCAUCUUGUUUGAAUUGGCCUAAAUUUAUCUGAACGUGUAGAUUCCAUUCUUAGUUGAUUAGCCAGUGUGAAAAGAUGCCAAUUCUUAUAACCAUAGCAUCAAAAAAUUUAAGUUAUGCAAAGUUAUAGUUCAUACACCAGGAACUGCCAUUUACUGUAGUAACACUGUCCUGCUAAGAACUUUAUAAAGAUUUCCAUUCUGUUUUACCAAUUGGGAACACUUAAUGUUUAAUAUUUAAACUACUGGUAUCAUUUUUCUAAUGUAUAAUUGUAUCACUAGGUUAAAAUAUGUACAGUGGUAAUGCUAGUGUUGUAAGUAAAGCGGAAGCAAACUUUGGAAAUACCACUUUCAUAUUUUCAGAUGUCAUGGAUUUAAUAAGUAGUUAUUUAUGUUUUUAAAAAUCAUAGUAGUUGGCCUCUGAUCUGAAAUCAUUAAUGUACAUUUUUAUAAUAAUUAACAUACAAAUAUUUCAGUAAUAUAAAUUAUUUGAAACAGUUGCAGGUAAACUAUAUUAAAUUAAGAUCUUGGCCAAAUAAUUUACAAUUCACAAAAUAUUUUAUUUAAGGAGGUGCUUUUUUUCUCUAAAACUUGAUUUUUCUUAAUUAAGGCUUUAUUCAAUGACGCCAAAGUUAAUGGAGGAAGAAAGCUCAAACUAGUUGAGCAUGACUACAGGCAAAACUGCAAGUAAUGUCUGUAUUGUUUCAUUCACAUCAAGUUGAAUGAAAUCAAUUUUAUUCCAGUCAGAGCCUAAAUCACAUUUUGAAUGUCUACAUGUUUGACAUUUUGAUACUAUUUUUUAAGUUAUGCCAGUGCCAAGAGUUGCCGAAUUCUUAAAACUGGCCCAUUGGACCUGUGCAAAUACAAAGUUUCCGUGUAUAAUAUACGAUAACUUAAAAAUCUUAAAUUGGAAAAUCUUGAUCUUUUAAAUUAUUAGGAGGAUUCAAUAAUUAAUAUUGAGACCAUCAUUAAAAACUUUAUCUGCAGACGUGAGGGUAUAGCUCAGUGGUAAAACACUUACCUGGCGUGCUCAAGAAAGCCUUAGGUUCAAUCUCCAGCACCCCCCCCCCCAAAAAAAAUGCUAAAAACCUGAUCUGCAAUUGGAGGGAGAGGCCUUAGGCCAGUGUUUUCAAAGUGAAUGUUUAGCUGGGAAUGUAGCUCAGUGGUAGGCCUAGCGUGCAGGCAAAGCCAGGGUUCAUCCCCAGCACCUUCUCAAGGUAAAUUGUUACAUUUUAGCCCCAACAAGCUUAAAGAUGUGAUUUUCGUGAACUUAAUUUAGGAAAACCAGAUUGGAUCAACUAAUCACUUUAGUAAUGUAAAUAAUUUUUACUUUUCAUAUUCAAAAUAAAAAUUCCUUCACUCCUAAUCUCUUUAUAACUAGCAUCUUUUGCUAAAGAAA